UCUUAUACCAAAGUCAGGCAAUCCACAAGCUUUGACAAUUGGACAGGCAUUGCCCUGCUGGACAUGGUUGGAAGAGUUGUAGCCUCCAUCAUUCGAACAGGAUUACAAAAUAUUGCUGAGGAGGCACUACCAGAAUCACAAUGUGGUUUCAGAGGCUCAGGGAGCUGCACAGGUAUCAUUUUCACAGUCCAUUAACUUCUUGAAAAGUUGUGGGAACAUAACGCAAAAUCCUUCUUCAGUUUUGUAGAUCUAAAAAAAGGCGUAUGACUCUGUUCCACGCUCAGCCAUGUGGUUAACAUUAAAGAAGCUUGGAAUUCCAUACCACACCAUUGACAUCAUCAGAUCAUUCCAUGACGGAAUGAUGGCUCAAGUCAAACUAAAUGGAACCUUGCUAGAGCCUAUCAGUGUUGAUAACGGACUACGGCAAGGCUGUUGCAUGGCUCCUGUGCUUUGUAAUCUAUACGUAUGUUUUGUAAUGGAAUGCUGGAGUACAAGAGUACAGGAUCUUAGUGUAGGUGUCAUGAUCAAUUACAAGUAUGACACAAAACUAUUUCGGAGAUACACGUGCAAUUCUACUGAAAUGCUGCUACCUGACUGUCACUAUGCGGAUGAUGCUGCCCUGCUGUCAACUACUAGAUCAGGGGCUAUGAGAGCGUUGACUGGAUAUGUGAAGACAAGUCAAGAUUUUGGUUUAUCAUUGAGCAUUUUGAAAACUAAGGUGAUGGCUGCAGGUAUGGAGGCAUGUUCCAAAGAUUGCAGUCCCAUACAUACUGAACAUGGUGACAUUGAAUAUGUGCAAUAUUUCACAUAUCUUGGAUCCACAAUUAAAGCUUUAGAGAAAUUAGACUUGGAUGUUGAUUGCAGAAUUACGAAAGCAUCCAAGACAUUUGGAGCUUUACGUAAAGCUGUGUUUGAAGAUAAAAAUCUGACUACAUUGACAAACGCAAAGUAUAUGAUGCUCGUGUGCUCUCUACACUAUUAUAUAGCUCUGAAUCGUGGACCCCUUUGA
This is a messenger RNA of Corticium candelabrum, 1009 nucleotides long. RefSeq lists its product as uncharacterized. The transcript has a single exon. Bases 287 to 1009 code for a protein of 240 amino acids. The record is from RefSeq and is a predicted model, not a curated record. Lineage: Eukaryota; Metazoa; Porifera; Homoscleromorpha; Homosclerophorida; Plakinidae.